Ipomoea nil (Japanese morning glory) is the source of this 2008-nucleotide messenger RNA. RefSeq lists its product as uncharacterized. The transcript has 2 exons. The record is from RefSeq and is a predicted model, not a curated record. Lineage: Eukaryota; Viridiplantae; Streptophyta; Magnoliopsida; Solanales; Convolvulaceae. The coding region runs from base 826 to 1947 and encodes 373 amino acids.
UGGAUGAUAUAACAAAAUGCAUCAAAAUUGCAUUGCUGUGUACUGAACCUCGUCAUGCACUUAGGCCAACAAUGGGUGAAGUUCUUCAAAUGCUAAGUAACUUAACCAUGACCCGUCCAAUACUAUAGCGUUGAAGACUGUAACGGGAACAAAACAAAAAAAGUUGGCAAAAAUAUGACGUUUUUUAAAAUUGGACGAAAAUAGAAAAAGAUCCUUUCGCAAAUGCGUUUGUUGUCAGAUAAUUUUGUUUUGUUUUGUUUUGUUUUUUUUGUUUUUUCAUGGUUAAACAGACUCGUAUUGUAUACGAGACAGGUAAGUCCCACUUGUAUGUCUGUGAUUUUUUUUUAUUUAUUUAUUUAUUUAUUUUUUUUUUUUUUAAAGUUGGUCAUCUGACAUUUUUAAAAGUUGAAUGAAAAUAAGAAAAAUUCAUUUCUCAAAUGCAUAUGUUAACAGAAUAUUUAUUUUGUUUUUAUUUUUUUUUUUCACGGUCAAACAGACACGCAUGUCUCGUAUUGCUAUUGCGUUUAGUUCUGUAUUGUUUUUGUAAUUGUGAUAUUUGUCUGAGAAUUUGUUCUUCAUACUAUUCUCCAUCUAGCUGCUAAUAUGUUAUGGAGUUUUAUAUUUUUUGGAACGUUCAUUGGCUGCUGUGUUUAAUCUGUUGCAUAUGGUUUUGGUGUUUAGUAGUUUGUAACAGGUUGAUUGUGUCCUGUUUAAUUUUAUACGGAGUACAUUGCAGUCAUUUUCUUUGUAAAUCAAGUUUCUUUACAUCUAAAAAACGUGAAUCAGUAUCGUGAGCUCGACAUAGGAUGGCUAAUCUCCCUCAGGAUGAGAAUGCUUGAGAUAAAUGGAAUGGAAAUAGAGACAGAGUCUCUCCCUGAAACCGAACUGCCGACGGCAACCCCUCAGCCUGAAAACCAGGUACGUGACUUGACUGGCAAUUAUGGCUCGUGGAUGUUGGUAACACGAAGGGACAGGAGAGGACCGAGGAGAAACGAUGCUCGUCAAGAUUUUGGAAAACAAGGUACACCCUGCAAGGCAAGAGACCCACGGCAAGGUUUAGGAGUCCCAUCAAGAUUUGCCACCCUUCAAGGUCUAGAUGGAGAGGAGGGGGUGCCUAAUGUUCCUCUGCGCCAAUUGGCGUGGUGGUUGUCCUUGCUGGUUUGCGGCUUCCUUUUCUUUUUGUUUGCUUGUUUAAUGUUUUGCUUGAUUUGGAACUGUCAAGGGGCGGCUUCGAAGGCAUUCCGUCGCACCCUCAAACAGUUUGUUAGGAUCCAUAAUCCGUCAAUUGUGUGUCUACUUGAACCUAAGGUGUCGGGCCAGCAGGCGAAUGAAAUUUGCUCAAGCUUUGGUUUUUCCGAGUGGAUUAGAGUGGAGGCGGUUGGAUUCUCGGGGGGGAUUUGGAUCCUCUGGAAAGACUAUCUAACCAUUAAUAUUAUCCACACUCACCCUCAGUUCAUUGUCUUGCAGGUUGAUGAAGGCAAUAUUAUCAACUUCGCAUGGACCACGCACCCGAAGUUCCAGGAGCUUGUAGACCAGUCCUGGGAACCCAAUGAGGAGUUAGAAGCAAACAAAGCAUCGUUGGCAGCAGCUCUACAAGCCUGGAAUAAGGAUGUUUUUGGCAACAUCUUCCAAAAGAAAAAAGGGAUGCUGGCAAGAAUUGAUGGUAUUCAACGUAGUUUGUGUUUCAAAGCAACUUAUAAUUUGUUAAGGUUGGAAAGGAGGCUACGACCUGAAUUGGAAGAUAUCCUAUUCCAAGAGGAGCUUCUUUGGUACCAGCGGUCAAGAGAAGAUUGGAUAGCGUCGGGAGACCGUAACACACGAUAUUACCAUGCGGCUACCAUGGUAAAAAACAGCAACAAGAGAGUUUAUAGAUUGAAGGAUGACAACGGAGAGUGGAUUGAAGAGGAGGGACUGAUAAGAGAACAUGUUAACAGGGCCAGAUGGUAAUAAUAAAACAGUAUCAUUAUUGUUGUUUGCAUUGCUGCGGGUCUUAUCGGGAUUGCUAUAU